AUGGUGGUGGAGGAGGACCGGGCGCUGCUCGCCGCCAGGCAGGGCGACGUGCAGACUCUCAAAGUGCAGUUAGCGGCAAAAGUGCUGAGCGGCGAUGUGAAGGAUGUACUGGGGGCUUCACCGGUCCACCACGCAGCCCGGGCCGGAAAACUGAUCUGCCUGCGGUUCCUGGUGGAGGAGGCAGGACUGCCGGGCAACUGCCUGGCCAACAACGGGGCGAGCCCGGCGCAUGACGCAGCAGCCACGGGCAACCUGGCCUGCUUACAGUGGCUGCUGACCCAGGGUGGAUGUCGGCCAGAGGACAAGGACAGCUCUGGUGCCACUGUUCUCCAUCUUGCGUCCCGCUUCAGUCACAACGAGAUCACAGAUUGGCUGCUGAAGAGUUGUGAGGUGGACCCCGGGGCGUCCACCGACACGGGCGCCAUACCUGUUCACUAUGCUGCUGCCAAGGGAGACCUGCCGUCUCUUCGACUGUUACUGGGGCACAGCCCAAAUGUUGUCAACUCCAAAACUAAGAAUGGUGCCACGCCGCUCUACCUGGCCUGCCAGGAGGGUCAUCUUGAGGUUGUCCAAUACCUGGUGAAGGAUUGUGGAGCCGAUCCAAGCAUCAGAGCCAAUGAUGGGAUGACACCACUGCAUGCUGCUGCCCAGAUGGGCCACAACACAGUCAUCGUCUGGCUGAUGAGUUUCACAGAGAUCAGCCUGACGGGCAAGGAUAGCGACGGGGCCACGGCCAUGCACUUUGCAGCCAGUCGUGGUCAUGCAAAGGUGCUCAGCUGGCUGCUGCUGCAUGGAGGAGAUAUAGUCACUGACACCUGGGGAGGGACCCCCCUUCAUGAUGCGGCAGAGAACGGCGAACUGGAGUGCUGUCAGAUCCUUGUGGUGAACGGUGUGGACCUGGGCAUCAGGGACCAGGACGGCUUCACAGCAGCGGACCUGGCCGAGUAUAACGGCCACUCCCAGUGUGCCAAGUAUCUGCGCACUGUGGAGAACAUGAGCGUUGAGCACCGUGUUUUGUCCCGGGACCCCUCAACCGACCUGGAGUACAAGCAGCCCGACUCGGGCCUCUCGUCCCCGAACACAACUAUGCCCCCUGCCAGCCAGGUGGCACACUUUGACAUCAGUUCACCAUCCAGCUCCCUGUCCAACUACGACUCAGCCAGCUCCAGCCAGUCUACAGUAAACAUGCCAACGAGGCCAUGUCUUUUCACAGGUGCAUCAGAGUCGGCCAUUUCAGACAUGCAGGCAUACAUGGACAUGCUAAACCCAGACAUUGGCUCUGACGUGCUAAAAAAGGUGGACAUACCGGCCGAUGCCACCACAAAGGCCCCGCCACCACCGACCUAUCCACCCCCACCUCCCCCACUGUCUCCACCGCUGCCACCUCCGCCUCCGGGCUACCCAGCACCCCAGCCCCCUCAGGAGCCGACAUCAGCAGAGUUCCUGAAGGUGAAGAGCAACCUGCGGCAUGUGGAGAGUAAUGCCAACAAGAAGGAGCUCACCAUUGGAGAGAACCACGAGAAACUGCGGCGUGUGGAUUCAAACAGGAAAUCAAGGAGCUUCAGCAAACAGCCCAGUACUGGGGACUACUAUAAGACCCUGGGCAGUGACACGGCAGAGCCCCGGGGGAGCAAAAGCAUGGCACCCAAUGAAGAGGGCUCUGUGUUAUUGGAGGAGCCAAACGACAGUCCCGCCCACAGCUCUGAGAAUGGCACCACGGAGGAAUCGGUCCCGCCCCCGCCUCCACCACCUCCACCGCCUCUUCCCCCAAGCAACCCAACGCCAACCCCCCCUCCACCUCCUCCACUGCCCCCAGAGAUGCCAACCACCCACAAUAACGCCAGUUCCACCUUCACCAACCAGCGACGCCCAUCCUCCUCAUCAGGAAGUACAAAAUCUUUCAACAUGAUGUCCCCCACUGGCGACAACUCGGAGCUGCUGGCAGAGAUCAAAGCAGGAAAGAGCCUGAAGCCCACACCUCACAGUAAAGGCUACACCACUGUGUUCUCCAACAGUGGACCCACGGGCAACAAUGGUAAUGCUACAUCUCCACCAGAGACACGCAAAUCUAGCCCACCAGCCAAACCAUCAUCUCCACCACUAUCCAAUACGCCUGUCACUUCCCCACCCACCACCCCAAGUCCCAGCCCUAGUCCUACAGGCUCUGGAUCUGGCAGAACCAUAUCGACCUCUGUGAGCUACGAGCAACUGCCCUCUAACUCUGUGAUCAAUGGGAACAGUGGCGGUGGUGGUGGCACUGCAGGAGCAGAGUCGGGACGGAAGACCAGCCUUGCUGACGUGGAGGCGCUAGUGCCUACUCAUGAUGAACAGGGAAAAGCAAUACCUGAAUGGAAGAGGCAGGUGAUGGUGCGGAAGCUUCAGGUCAAGAUGCAAGAGGAGGACGAGCACAAGCGCAAGGCAGAGGAGGAGGCAGCACGCCUGGCCUCGAUGCCAGCCUGGAGGAGAGACAUGAUGAAGAAGAAAUUGGACGAAGAGAAGGAACAAAAAAGAAAAGCAGAUGAGAAGGCCAAACAGGCCAAGGCGAUGGAGGAGAAGACGGAGCUGGAGCGGCUGCGGACCCUCGGCUACGACGAGACCAAGCUGGCCCCCUGGCAGCGGCAGAUUAUCUUAAAGAAAGGGGAUACAGCCAAACAGUGAACUGGGUCAUCUCCCCCUCCUCUGCCCUGCAGAACCUCCCCACCCUCACACGCUCACCCCAAGGCCUUCACUGAAUGCCUCCCCUUCUUUAAGCCUCCCCCUGCACCCUGUACUAGACAGAGGAGGAGAGUCCGUCUCUUCUGAACCUCCAGACACACAGGGAACCGUGUUGUGGCUGCUGCUUUCCACUGGGCCGCCGAGGCUCAGCCCUGAUGAAACAUAGCAGCGUAAUCCUCCACCUCCCACUGAAUGUCACCUAAACACAAACUGUCGGCAGAGAUUCUCCUGCCUCAAAUAAUGAUUAUCUCUAGUAUCUUUCCAUUGGAUAUUUUUCUGCAAAUCAAUAUAAGCUAUUCUACAUACAGUAGGAGAUUUAAGAGGUGUGUGAUAGAUUGACAAGGUCAUUUUGCCAUGGGGGGAAAAAGCCUGUUAUUGCAUUCAUAUUUUCCCUCUAUUAUCCCCACUCACUGUUAAGAAAAGCUUUGACAGGUACUGUAGCUUCAUAACAGAAUGGAUGGACAUACUCAGCAAAGGCUUAGAUCACCGCAGAGCAGCUAAUGCAUUAUGUAUGUAGACAGAAUCACAUCUUUAUCAUGUUAUACACUUAGUCAUUAGAUAUUUUUUUAUCAAACUUGUAGAAGCACUUUCUAAUUGGCUUUGUUUUACUGCCACAGUCAUAAUCUUACGAUCCUAACACAGCUCAAACUAAUCGGUUUCUUUAGAACAGCUUCUCUGUGGAUUUGGAAUAUUGAUAUUUGUAUAUCCUAUUUGAAAGAAUGAAAGAAAAAAAGAUUAAGUAACUGCAAAUCAAAUUUUAUUAAUUGUCACUCAGAAAAAAAGCUGCAAUGUUUCGAUUUCAUUUUUCUAUAUGUGACCUAAAUGUUAAGCUAUUGUGAUUAUGAAUGUGAAAUGUUGUGUGCAUGUGUUGCAGAAUGUGUAUCGAGCAUGUUGUGAUGUACUAUUAAGCCCAUUCGACCCCACGGCCCUGGAUUUUCAAAGAAACAACAAAGACACAUAAAUGUGUGAAUACUAUCCUGAUGGUUUCUAUUUGAAUAAGGACUUUUCCAAAUAAAAUUUUAAAAUACAUGCAUAUGUGACCAGACAGUAGACGUGUCUGUGCAAAAACUGAAUAUUGCAAAAGCGGAGAAAAGGCAUCAGUUUGUCCUGUGUGCUGUUCUGCCCUCUGUCCCACUAACCUGGAGGAUAAAUCUUUGAUGAGCAGAUCUGCUUACACAGCGCUCUCUGUCUGCCAGAAACAGCAGCAACAUCAGAAUGGAACAUGUCCUUAUGUUGUGUCAGUUUCAUGUCAGUGUGUCAGUAAUAAUCUGCCGCCACUAAUGUGGAGAGUCCAGUUUCAAUACUCAACACGAAAUCUUAGGUAAAACACCUGAUCAGAAAUAUGAUACAAACUCUUUAAUUAACUCUAGACAUUUCUCGCAAAUCAUUUUACAUGACUGAUCGGACACGAAUGCCAAGUUGAUUAUCCUACAUCUUAUUUCCAUGGUCUGUACAGUUCAAGGUGUUUGAGAAAUUACAGGAUUCAUUGGUGCAAGAUUGUAUGAAAAUGUGGAAAAUCUGAGAUGAAUAUUUGUGACAGAACUGAGGAGACAUGCACAUUUUAAACGUUAGCAAAGCAUUACGCUGUGUACUGACAUUUAAAGUAAACUCACGACCAUGAGUGCGUCUUUCUGAAUACGACACAUUGAUAUUCCCACAUGAUGGAAAUUAUUCUCUAUGUUUACAAAUGUAGGUUAUGGAGCUUAUAUAUGCAUGAUCCUAGUUAGGGAAUCAUUUGGAAAUAUUCAAAUUCACUUUCAUCGGAUGCCAUAUAUGAUGUUAAAAAUGAAAAUGAUGUGAAUGUCAUCGCCAUUUUAUUAUAUACAUAUAUAUAUAUAUAAAAUCUCUGUAUAUAGUGACCCUCUCAGAACUUUGUCAUUUCAUUGUUUCCAUAAUAUUACAUGUCUCAGCCUUGCUUGAAUAGGAUGUUGGCUAAUUCAUGUGUAAUUAUAUUUUCAGACCGUUAAAAAUGAAGAAAAUAAA
This is a messenger RNA of Paralichthys olivaceus (Japanese flounder), 4698 nucleotides long. NCBI's taxonomy places the organism in Eukaryota, Metazoa, Chordata, Actinopteri, Pleuronectiformes, Paralichthyidae. The record is from RefSeq and is a predicted model, not a curated record.